Sinocyclocheilus anshuiensis is the source of this 1480-nucleotide messenger RNA. Its product is annotated as upstream stimulatory factor 1-like. The transcript has 10 exons. Gene Ontology annotation, biological process: regulation of transcription by RNA polymerase II. The record is from RefSeq and is a predicted model, not a curated record. The coding region runs from base 13 to 909 and encodes 298 amino acids. Gene Ontology annotation, molecular function: RNA polymerase II cis-regulatory region sequence-specific DNA binding; protein dimerization activity; DNA-binding transcription factor activity, RNA polymerase II-specific. NCBI's taxonomy places the organism in Eukaryota, Metazoa, Chordata, Actinopteri, Cypriniformes, Cyprinidae.
CGUCUGCUGCACAUGCGCAGAAAGGAUAUGUCGCUUCGACGUUUGCUGCUAACGACAAACGGAGAACCCAAAAGUCAUGAUCCUGAAGAUUCUCCCAUACAGCAAGACGGUGUUGCUGAAACAGCAGAUGACCCACUGGCUAUCACAGCCAUCCAGUCAGCUGCCGCAUUCUCCACAGAUCAGCAAAUCAAUUAUCUUGUAAAAACGGAAGAAACGGGAGCUCAGGUAACAUACCGGGUCAUCCACCUGGCUGACGGGCAGCUAGAAGGACAGGCAGAUGGGGCUGCAGCAGUCAGUGUGGUGACUGGGUUUCCCACAGCAUCACAGGCAACAAUGCCACAUGUAACCCAGUCUGAGAGUCUAGAGGGAGAGACCUCUGAAACUCAGUACUACUAUCCUGCCACCAUCUCUGACACAAAUGCCAGCAACAUGGUAGCCAAUCUCCACACAGCUGAUUCGGUACUAUCUCAACCAACCCCUUCAGGUCAACUCUAUGUAAUGAUGUCGCCUCUGGACGUUCUAGCCUCAACACAGCAGAGUAAAUCGGGAACACCACGUGCUUCCAGGGAUGACAAGCGGAGGGUUCAACACAAUGAAGUGGAACGCAGACGGAGGGACAAGAUCAACAACUGGAUUGUCCAGCUUUCCAAAACAAUCCCUGACUGCAAUGUGGAUGCAACCAAGAAUGGUCAAAGUAAAGGUUGGAUCUUGUCCAAAGCGUGUGAUUAUAUUCAAGAGCUGCGUCAGAGCAAUGCACGACUGGAAGAGGAACUAAAUGCUGUAGAUAGACUGAGGAUGGACAAUCAGCUUCUCAAACGAGAGAUGGAAGAAUGGAAAUCAAAGAAUCAGAUGAUCGGAGCCCAGUUAAGACAGCACGGCAUAGUGGCAGCAUCAAUGGACUCUAAGUGAAGAACUGCAGAUCAACUAUAAGCUUCUCCAGCUGUGGUCUUGUCAUUGAUUCUGUUUAUCCAGGUUUAAAAUGACAUGUAAGAAGUCAUUCUUACUGUGUACAAUCACACUUUUCUCUUUGUCUCCUUCACUGUUCACUUCACACACAGCCUUUGAUCGUUUCAGAUUAUUUCCAGAGAGAUCUGGUAUUUUAACUGCACUGAAAUUGUGUAUAAUUGUCAGAUCUGUAUAUUUGUAGAUCUGUCUAAAGAAUGAUUAUACUUUUAAGGGCUACUGUGAUGGUGUUUCAGAUAUGUUAUUUUUAUUUUUUAAUUGAAAUGUUUACAGCUUGGUAACCUUCAUCGUGCUCUUUAAGCUAAAUGUUAUUGUUUUAUUUGUAUUCAGUCAGAAGUUGUUGUUGAAACCAUUUCUUAUGCAAUGCCUUGACAAACAUUUUGGGCCAAAACACCAGCUAUAAAAUUUGGUCAUUUAUAUAUUGCAAUUAUGAAAUGUUCACAUCCCAGUAAAUUUACACAAUGUUUUUACAUAACAUUGGACAAAUCUUUAUUGAACCUCAAAUAAAGGUUUGACU